AUGUUUCAUGGAAAGACGAACGAAUUUACUUCUAUUAUAUUCCGAAAGGUGAAUGUUUCGAGAUUGACUUUGUAUCAAGAAAUGGGAUAUUCUAUUUCACUUCAACCCAGUUUUAAGGAAAAGUAG
Messenger RNA from Brugia malayi, 126 nucleotides. RefSeq lists its product as uncharacterized. The transcript is spliced from 2 exons. NCBI's taxonomy places the organism in Eukaryota, Metazoa, Nematoda, Chromadorea, Rhabditida, Onchocercidae. The coding region runs from base 1 to 126 and encodes 41 amino acids. The record is from RefSeq and is a predicted model, not a curated record.